Leptonychotes weddellii (Weddell seal) is the source of this 770-nucleotide messenger RNA. NCBI's taxonomy places the organism in Eukaryota, Metazoa, Chordata, Mammalia, Carnivora, Phocidae. The record is from RefSeq and is a predicted model, not a curated record.
UGUGGCCUUAAAUUAUCUUUCACAUAACAUGAAAUUGGUGUGAAAAAAAAUAAUAUUAGCAAAAGUUAUCGUUUAUCAACUUACGAACUCAUUAAGUUAUCAUCAUUGUCCUUUAGUAAAAGUUCUCAUGUGUAAGUUGGGAGUGAUACUGGUCACCCACUUCUCCACGCGAAGAACACCUAAACCUGCUUUCUGUUACCAAAGCCAGACAGUUGUAACGCGUACCCCCAGAUAACAAAUAGCUGAGCAGGACUGGUGUCCUGUCUGCUUCCACGCAGGCUGCAGAGUGGGAUGAACCUGCAGAUAUGCUUCGUCAAUGACAGCGGCAGUGAUAAGGACAGCGAUGCUGAUGACAGUAAGACUGAAACCAGCUUGGACACCCCCUUGUCUCCCAUGAGCAAACAGAGUUCUUCCUAUUCUGAUAGAGACACUACUGAAGAGGAAUCCGAAUCCCUGGAUGACAUGGAUUUCCUCACAAGGCAAAAGAAAUUGCAAGCCGAAGCCAAAAUGGCCCUCGCCAUGGCCAAACCAAUGGCCAAAAUGCAAGUAGAAGUGGAAAAACAGAACAGGAAAAAGUCUCCCGUCGCUGAUCUCCUACCACACAUGCCUCACAUAAGCGAAUGCCUGAUGAAAAGAAGUUUAAAGCCCACCGACCUGCGGGACAUGACUCUCGGGCAGCUACAAGUGAUAGUCAAUGAUCUCCAUUCCCAGAUAGAAAGUAAGUGUGCGGGUGCUUGAAAAUGGGGUGUCAAGUGUGAAAUAUCGUGGGA